AAUCAACAGAAGAUGAUGAAUGACACUAGAGACCAGUCUCUCUUCUUUGUCAGUCUGCCUGAUCUACAAAAACUCUAUGCCAUUAAAAUUACACUGAGUUCUGCUGUGUCAGAAACUCAGAUUAGAAAUACACAGUUGAAGAUUUGCAGGCAAUUGCUGUUUCUGCAUCAAGACGUCCUGUCCUCACCUGUACCUGGAACUCUGAAUGAAGUUUUAGCUGUAAUGGCGAUAUCUCUUUACAAAACAGGAAAAUGUCAAGCUUAUAUAGAGAAACAUGAAGCUACAAUGGAAGCUCCACAAAGAGUUAGUCCAAACAUUCUUCAGCUCUGCCUCUCCUACACUCUUAUAGCCAGACUUGCCCCAAGCUGGAAUAAGGCUGGUCAUCUUCUGGUACAAGGGAGAGAUUUCCUGUCUCAUAAGGGAAAACAAAAUGCUGUUGUUAUGGACCUCAGUGUAACAGAAAACCAAGUUUGCAUCAGUUUGGAGGCUUUCACAAUUCGACUACCACCACCUGAGCUGGAAGACUUUGAUAUUUCAACACAUGUCAUAAAGAUAUUCGACAAUAAUGAAAAUUCAGUCAUUCAGAGACAUUCCAUUUUAAGUAAUUGGUGCUAUGUCUUACCAAGCUUGAAAAUGGGUCAGAUCAUUAGUAUCAGCCACAUAAGUCCACCAGAGUCUCCUUUUCGUUCAUAUAAAGACUUCCAGAUGCACUGGAAGAGUCUGUAUGGGUAUAGUCUUCCAGAGGAUCAUGGAGAAACAAAAACAUAUUACAAUGUUUACUUCAAAUUGAUAGGAGAACAGCUCUUUACGUACCCUAUAAAUUGCAUCAGAAGCCAACCAGUACAGUAUUUUCCUAGAGUACAUUUAGAAGGUAUAUUAAAUACCUUUCUUUCUGACCUGAAGUCUAAUCUUCCUCACCUAUGUGGAUUUCCAGUACAGAUGACAAGUAAAGCACUAUAUGCUACACAGGAACUUGCUAAACCUCUAAUGCAUCAUGUGUUGCAGGGAGCAAAACCCAAGCUUGCAAAUCUGACUGGCAAAAGCAUUUGCAAGGCCUCUCUGACUCAGGCCCCUUCAAGAAGAGAGACUCUGCAUCUGAGUUCUUCAUCACGCAGUACAGAAAUCAACCACAGGAUGGAGCUUUUGCUCAAUCACCCAAAAACUUGUAUCUUCUCAAAUCUCAGUCAAUGUACAGAGGAGCGUAUUGCCGAGGCCAUGAAGAAAACAAUCCAUGGAAGGCAACCACAACAGACUCCUGGACCAUCAGAGCUGCCAGUUCACUUGGCUGAGUCUUUAAAACUGUCUAAAAAUUCAGCUGUGGAGUCUCAAAGGAAAGGUGCCACCGGGCUUAUACCAAUUUUUAAAGGAAAGUUGCUGCAAAUGAAUAUAAAUGCCACAAGAGCCGUUGAUGGAAAUAAAAAGCAGACUGUUUUACAACGUUCCCCAAAGGUUGUAAGGGAUGCAAAAGCCUCUAAAAUACCUGUAGACAAACCCAGUGUACCUCAGGUAUAUAAACCUGUCCAAAAUAUGUCAAUCAAUCUUACUAAUAGCAAUGUUCCUCAGAGAGUGGCUGCAAAUGCCAAAGUAAAGCAUGGUGAAUCUUUGUGUGACCAUAAAACAGAACCUGGAAGGCAGCUGAUGAAUUCUCUUCUUUCUAGUGGCUCAGCAUCAGAUAGCAAUUCAAGUGAAGUUGAACUCAGAAAGCAAAACUGUUUGUUAUCUGGUAGUGUCAAAUUGGGACUUCAAACAGGAAGUGCCAAUCUAGGAUUGAACAUACCUGUAGGCCUUGACCCCUGUACAAAAAGAGGAAGAAAGUUUGCAAACCAGAAGACCACACAAAUUCUUGGUGAAAGGCCUGGGUCAAAGAAAAUACAUCUGCAGUUCUGCAAGUCAGACAAAGAAAUUACAAAUUCCAGGAUAUUGCAGCAUCAAACAAAAUGCCAAACUAAAGGAGUAGAGUCAAAUAUUCACAGAUUGGAUUUAAAUAGUACAAUGUAUGCUGUCAAAAGGGAAGAGCAUCAAGAAUCAUUGCAACCAUCAAAGAAAUAUAAUGCUAAGACAACCAGUCAUCACUUACAAUUAAACUGUGAGCAGAUGUUUACAGAGACAGACUCCAAAGGAGGGAUUCGCUUUAAGAAAGUUUCAAAGAAAGGAUGUGGCAAAAGACAACAGCAGGAAGAAGGAGGUUGUACAAAAUCAAAGAAAUCUAAGAUAAGGAAGGCUGCUAUCUAGGCUGUGGAUGUAGAAGAAUGCAGAAAGAAAAUAUAAGUUGCUUCUGGAUGCAGUAAAGUGUCAGGGAGCUGACCAUUACAAGAUGGUGAAACUUGAUUUCUUCACAUCCUAUCUAUUCCUCCCCUUUUGAACCAAGUAUGCUAGUAUCCCGCCUCAUCAACAUUGGUACAACCAAUGAACCAACCAUUGGUUCCACCACUAAUGAUCCUCCAUGCUAAAACACAACUGGUUUUAGUCUUUAUACUGGGCUAUUCAU
Messenger RNA from Alligator sinensis (Chinese alligator), 2488 nucleotides. It is a transcript of the gene CUNH18orf63, whose product is annotated as chromosome unknown C18orf63 homolog. NCBI's taxonomy places the organism in Eukaryota, Metazoa, Chordata, Crocodylia, Alligatoridae. The record is from RefSeq and is a predicted model, not a curated record. Bases 13 to 2232 code for a protein of 739 amino acids. The transcript has 14 exons.